AAAUCAGACCAUUUCUUUCCUCGUACAUACGCAGUGAUCUGAUGGAUGAUGACUGGGAUCUCCACGCCGUGGUGAGAGGCUGCGCCGCCAGCUCAACAACCACUACAGUCUCCACCACCGCCGCCACCGAUGCCCCUUUUCCACCUUUCCAUGACAACGGCCCAAACCCCUUCGAUUUUUCUGUGAAUGUCGGAAACGAUCCUUUCCAAGGUUUGCGAGAAAUCUACCAAGAAUUCUGCGGCGAGGAUCCACCGCCAACCUCCGCCGUCGCCGCCGCCAGCGUAAUGCCCUCUCCGCCGCUGCCGCGUCAAGAUUUCAUGCAGUUCAAGCCGCCGCCGCUCCGAUUGAAUAUGCCAAUUCAUGAAAAUGUACGGUUUCACAUAGGCUCUUCCCAUCAAAAUUAUCCCGCCGCGAUUCCGCCGCCAGUUCGGCCACGGAGAAGGAAAAACCAGCAGAUGAAAAUGGUGCGUCAAAUGACACAAGAAGAGCUCUCCGCCGAUUCAUGGGCGUGGCGAAAAUACGGCCAAAAACCCAUCAAAGGCUCUCCAUAUCCGAGAAACUACUACCGGUGCAGCACAUCGAAAGGCUGCGCCGCAAGAAAGCAGGUGGAGCGGAGCCCGAACGACCCGGAGAUCUUCGUGGUCUCGUACUCGGGCGAGCACACGCACCCGCGCCCGACUCACCGGAGCUCGCUCGCCGGAAGCACCCGCGCCAAGCUGGCUUCUCCGCGGCCUAAACCGGGCGGAAAUGGCGCGCUUUUGUCUCAAAAGGGCCCGAUGUCGGCGGCUGCGGCUUCUUCCUCUUCGUCGCCGGCGGCGGUAGCGAGUUUCUCGCCGGCGACUCCCUCGGUGGAAGGCGAAGGUGCGGCGCAGAGCGAGGACGUGAAGAUGGGCGAGGGGGAAGACGGCGGCGGAGACGACGACGAGAAUAUAAUCAUGAUCCCGAGCGAUAUGAUGAACGAUGAUGACGACAUGUUCACUGGAUUUCAGGAUUCCGAUGGUCACUCCAGCGGCGGAGGGGACUUGUUUUCCCCUGGUUUGAUGUCUUCACCGCCGUGGACGCCCACCGGAUCCGCCGCCGCCACAUUCAACGCCGGUGGCGGAGGAAGUCAUUGAUCUUUAAUUUCUAGAUACAUUCAUAGGAAUCAAGGACAAGGAAUAUCUAUCUUCCAUAAAUAUUUCUACUAUAAUAUAUUCUAAUUUGUAUCUUAGCAUUAAAUAUCUGUUUCUAAUUUGUAUAUUAAUAUUUGCUGAGAUUAUUUUUGGACUUGUCGACGACAUGUACC
This is a messenger RNA of Salvia hispanica, 1285 nucleotides long. RefSeq names its product WRKY transcription factor 22-like. Lineage: Eukaryota; Viridiplantae; Streptophyta; Magnoliopsida; Lamiales; Lamiaceae. Gene Ontology annotation, cellular component: nucleus. The record is from RefSeq and is a predicted model, not a curated record. Gene Ontology annotation, biological process: regulation of DNA-templated transcription. Gene Ontology annotation, molecular function: DNA-binding transcription factor activity; transcription cis-regulatory region binding.